GACGUGCUCCAGAGGGUUGCAUCUGACGCUAUUUUGGUUCAACACAGGGGGAUUUUGCCGUUGUAAAUUAAAUGAACAUUUGAGCCAUCAUGUCGAUUAGUAGGCUCAGUGGCAUAUUAGUGUUCGUAAGUUGACCACUGUUUCCUGGACACAAGUUGGACAAACUGCAUUAUCAAGGAGCGAAAGGAUGGUGCGGGUGGUGUUUCUCCACCCAGACCUGGGUAUAGGUGGUGCAGAGAGGCUGGUGGUGGAUGCAGCUGUAGCUCUACGCUCUCGCGGCUGCAGUGUUCAGAUCUGGACGGCCCACCAUGAUCCCACACACUGCUUCUCAGAGACACUGGACCCAGACCUGAACGUGGUGUGUGCGGGUGACUGGUUGCCCACCAGUGUGUUUGGGUACCUGCAUGCCCUGUGUGCCUACCUCAGGAUGAUCUACGUAGCUCUCUACCUGGUCUUCCUCAGUGGAGUAGAGUACGACGUGGUCUUCUGUGAUCAGGUGUCGGUGUGUAUCCCAGUCCUGAGGUUGUCUCGUCAGAGGAAAAAGGUUCUGUUCUACUGUCAUUUCCCAGACCAGCUCCUGACCCAGAGAGGCUCAGCUCUGAAAAAGCUCUACCGCGCCCCCAUAGACAGACUGGAGGAACUCACCACUGGCAUGGCUGAUAUGGUGCUGGUGAAUAGUUGUUUCACCGCAGUGGUCUUUAGGGAGACCUUCCGUUCCCUGGAUGGGGUCCAGACUGACGUCCUCUAUCCCUCCCUCAACACACACAGCUUUGACAGGCCCCCCGAGGAGCAGCUAGAGCAGGGUCUGGGGGGCUUGAUCCCUGAAGGUGUGUCCUGCCUCUUCCUGUCUCUGAACCGCUAUGAGAGGAAGAAGAGCCUGGGUCUGGCCCUGGAGGGCCUCUCUUCCCUGAAGACCCGCCUCGCCACGGGGGACCAGGCAGGACUCCACCUGGUGGUGGCAGGGGGGUACGACGGCCGUGUUGCUGAGAAUGUCCAGCACUACGCUGAGCUGAAGGAGCUAGCAGCACGGCUGGGAUUAGAGGACUCUGUCACCUUCCUGCGCUCUCCCUCAGACAGCCAGAAGGUGGCGCUGUUGCGGGGCAGUGCAUGUGUUCUCUACACGCCCAGCAGAGAGCACUUUGGGAUAGUGCCAGUGGAGGCCAUGUACUGCUGCUGUCCCGUCAUUGCUGUGAGGUCUGGAGGGCCUCUGGAGAGUGUAGGCGACGGGGAGACGGGCUUCCUGUGUGAGCCCACGGCCGAGGCCUUCUCCCUGGCCAUGGAGAAGCUGUUCAGAGACCCCCAGCUCCGCAGGGACAUGGGCCAGGCCGGCAGGAGGCGGGUUCAGGAGAAGUUCUCCCUGGAGGCCUUCUCAGACCAGCUGCACGGGUACAUCCUCAGGCUGACCCAGUGACACCUCUGCUGGAGCAGUAACUGGGCUGGGGUGCGUUAGCGGAGCAGCUUUCGGUAGAAGUCGCCCUUAGACACAUCUAGAUCAGCUUACCUUCUCUCAAUCCCUGCCUAAAUCCUAACCAAAGAAUGGAGAACUGACCUGAGAUCAGCAUCUCAUUGGUGCAUUUCCAUCCUACUGCAACUAUAGCCAGGUAGAGGUGGAUGGGCUAGAUAUGUAGGGAUAAAAUACGGUUACUGGGGACUGGAAGACAGACUGGGGGGGGGGGGGUAAAUGUAGAGGUACGCUGACUGAGGAGGACUCUAGACAAUUAGUCAUUGUUCCUCCAGGAGGGGUUGCUGAGGGAUGGAAUCUCAGCUCCAAUUAACAAAAGAGUAAGGACUUUACCCAUACUGCCCCGGGGCCUCUCGUAACAAUACCAGCACCGGCCCUCGGUUCCAGAACUGUGUGUGUGAGGGGGUGACCAAGGGCUUAAUGAACAAGAGCUACAAAACCACUAGGAUGGAUCUGUAGUGUGAUAGACGUGCUGCUGUGUGUUUGCGCAUGCCACCGAGCGCCAUUAGCCAGUUGGCAGCCACAGAUCGAUAAGCAGGAUGUUUGCCACUUCCUCUGCCCUUUCAGACCUUGGUUACUUUUCACAAUGAGGGAAUGUUUGGCCUGUACAUUGCUGUUGCUGUCGGUCUCUGGGUUAUUAGGAGAUGAUGCUGUGUGUUGGUCAUUAUGUGUGUGUGUGUGGUAUAGAAGGUCAUGUUGUCUGCUGGUCAGUCUGUGUUACUAACCUCUAGAAGAGCUCUUAUUGACAUUCCUCAAGUCUUAAUAAAACAGUCAGAGGACACAUAUCUGGUUUACCAAC
Oncorhynchus masou masou (cherry salmon) is the source of this 2261-nucleotide messenger RNA. RefSeq names its product ALG2 alpha-1,3/1,6-mannosyltransferase (gene alg2). Gene Ontology annotation, molecular function: alpha-1,3-mannosyltransferase activity; GDP-Man:Man(1)GlcNAc(2)-PP-Dol alpha-1,3-mannosyltransferase activity. Gene Ontology annotation, cellular component: endomembrane system. The coding region runs from base 188 to 1411 and encodes 407 amino acids. Lineage: Eukaryota; Metazoa; Chordata; Actinopteri; Salmoniformes; Salmonidae. The record is from RefSeq and is a predicted model, not a curated record. The transcript is spliced from 5 exons.